Molecule: messenger RNA, 24477 nt
Organism: Xyrichtys novacula (pearly razorfish)
Lineage: Eukaryota; Metazoa; Chordata; Actinopteri; Labriformes; Labridae
Source: the annotation of a GenBank genome assembly
AUGUUUGCUUCAAUCAUUCUACUAUGGAUCUGUAUUCUCUUCAUCGUCCUUCAACUAAGAUCUCGGAGACCCAAAAACUUUCCACCAGGACCCCCUAUCCUGCCCAUGUUGGGAAACAUUUUACACUUAAGCCUGGAGAACCCCCUGGAGUGCUUUGAGAGGGUGAGUAACAGGCUGAUACUGCUACAUGUUCAAUAUCCUUGGACUGAAACCAAUUAGCUGUUAGUGGAACAUCAUAACACCUAUGAAAGCUACUUGAAUAUUAUCAACCCGUGCAGUCAAGGAUUACAGUUACCCCAAAACCAUGCCAUCUCUUUUUAGUGUGUCUGAUUUAGAGUAUGUGUUCUAGCCAUACUACAAGUUUUCCUGGCAUGGGACUCACCAAACAAAGAAGGCAGAUUGAUUGUUCCUUAACAGCGAAACUAUUCAUCCAAAGUUUGUAAGAAAUACAGGUACAGUAUUUUAAAAACUGACAUGUUAUCUUUUCCUCUCCUAGCUGAAGAAGUCUUAUGGGAAUGUCUUUAGUAUCUACUUGGGUCCCAAACCAGCUGUCGUCAUCAAUGGGAUGAAGGCCUUGAAGGCAGCUAUGGUGACCAAGGCCAGUGAUUUUGCAGGACGACCCAAAGAUCUGCUUAUCACUGACUGCAUCAAGAGGGCAGGUUAGUAUAACCACCUUGAGCACUUGAGUGAAAAACAAGGUCACUUUCUUGGUGGCCUGAAGGUGCAAAACACAAAAGAGAAAACACGACAGCAAAUCAAAACGCAAACGCAAAACAGAAAAUGCAACUGCAAAUCACAUAUGCAAACGCAAAAAAGAAAACGCAACUGCAAAUCCCAAAACUCGACAGCAUCGUCUGUCUUCUUCUUCUUCGUUGUAGUUUAAUGGCAGUUUACUCCGCUGGGGGUGGAGUACUACUGCCACCUGUUGGAUGUCGGAACGGGAAAGUAAAUACGAACAUGGACGCUGAAAGCGAAAGUGUACUCGAAAUUAUCCAGCAAUAUUUUGAUGCAGGACACAAAUAUGACGUAAUAGUCGACAUGUUGUUGACUAUUCAAGGCAUUAGCAUGAGCAUUCGAACGCUGAAGACCCGCUUGAAAAAAGCUGGCUUGUUUAGACUUCAGUUCCAACAUCGAUCCAGCAGGUGGAGGUAGUACUCCACCCCCAGCAGAGUAAACUGCCAUUAAACUACAACGAAGAAGAAAACAUAUGAUGCUGUUGUGUUUUGGGAUUUGAGAUUUCGUUUUCUUUUUUGCAUUUGCAUAUGUGAUUUGCUGUCAUGUUUAGUGAUUUGCAGUUGCGUUUUGUGAUUUGCUGUUGUGUUUUCUCUUUAGUGGUUGUGUUUUGCACUUCCAGGCCACCAUAAUUUCUGCCUGCUUUGUUUUUCUGUGACAAGGAAAACCUAUUUGAUUUCAAAAGCAAAGUCAUCUUUAUUUGAUUGUGUAUUUAAACCUUGAGAAUGGUUGGUUUUAUCUGGUUUUAUUGGGUUUUACUUGCUUUUAUUUGGUCUUAUUUCAUACAUUUUAAUCUCUUUCCCCUAAGCACUGUUGUCACUUUAUAUGUAUGUACUGUGCUGUUUGUUUGUCUACUAUCAUAGAUCUGAUUCACUGCAAACAAAAUUUACCUGAGGGUACAAAUAAAGUAACCUUUGACCUUUGAGAACAAAGCAUCAAUUCACUGUUGCCGCUUUUACAUUUUCAAAUUCACAGCCUGAAAACAAAAUUGGACAGAAUUUAUCACAGUAUUAUGCCCAUCAUCAAAGGAACAGUUUACAUCUCUGAUUGCUGUAAAUCAAGUCCACGGAUGUGAACGUUUAAUCUACCAACAACUCACUUAUACAGCGAAGACCCAGUCUGGCAUGAAAUUUAAUGAAAACAUCACAUUAAAACAAUAACAAAAGCUGAUAUAACAGCUACGUUUUUAACAGUGGAUGAUCUGUAAGGUCAAACUUGUUGUGUAACUUCUUGUGCUGUAGGGGUGAUUCUGGCAGACUAUGGCCCUAGUUGGAAGGAGCAUCGUCGCUUUGCUCUGAUGACUCUGAGAAACUUUGGGAUGGGAAAGAAUUCGAUGGAAGACAGAAUUCAUGGAGAAUUACAGUACGUCAUUAAGGCACUGGAAAAGAGCAACGGUAUGUCAUAUAUGGAUCUAUGUCCCCUCCACUUUGUGUUCUGUGUAUGUGUUUUUAUUCAGUUUAAAGCUGAAUUUAAUGUAAUGUGAUUGUUCAUACUGUCAAACUGAUAAAAAUGAAUCUUCUACAGGGAAAACCUUCAGUCCUCAGCUCAUGUUUCAUAAUGCAGCUUCCAACAUCAUCUGCCAGGUUCUGUUUGGUACACGUUAUGAGUACGAUGACGAGUUCAUCAGAGUGAUAGUUGGCUGCUUCACUGAGAACGCUAAGAUAGCCAACGGACCGUGGGCUAUGGUGAGUUAAAGCAUAUUAUUCAUUCUCUAUGAUAAUGAGAAGAUUUGUUUUAGCAUUUUUUUAAACAUAGUGGAACUUUCCCUGGCCUAAAUGUACAUUCUUGUCUAAAUGUAUCACUUACUGACAUGAAUAUUACAUCAAAUAAUGAGCGUGGUCUAGACCUGCUCUUUUCGGAAGUGUCUUGGGAUUGGGCUGGUGUGAUUUGGCACUAUAUAAAUGAAAAGAAGAAGAAGAACUUUAUUGAUCUCCGAAUAUGUCUAUAAAAGUUAUGUAUUAUUUACACAAGAGUUAUAAAGCCUGAUGGCUGUUGGUACAAAAGAUCUUCUAAAUCUUUCUGUCCUGCAGUGAAGAGAGAGGAGCUGUCCACCACCAUUGGCCCUUUGGUCCAUCAAGGUGUUGUGAAGUGGGUGAUCCAUGUUCUUUAGAAUAGACUCCACCUUCCUCAGUGUAGAUCUCUCCACCACAUCCUCCACUGAGUCCAGCUUGAGUCCCACCAUAGAGCCAGCCUUUCACCAGUUUGUUAAGACGUCUUGCAUCUUUGUGUUUGAUGCUUCCUCCCCAGCAGACUGCAGCGUAGAACAGAACACUUGCCACCACAGACUGAUAAAACAUCUGCAGCGUCUUACUACAGACAUUGCCCCUUUCUGUAGAUGUAGUCUAUAUUCUUAGACCAAUCCAACUUAUUAUCCAGAUGUACACCUAGGUAUUUAUAUGAUGUCACCACUUCGAUGGCCACUCCACAGGUGUUCACUGGCUGAAGAGUGUCAAUAGCGGUGUCAUCUGAGUAUUUCUGGAUGUGGCAGGACUCAGUACUGUAUUUAAAGUCUGACAUAUACAGUGUGAACAGGAAUGGCGCCAGCACUGUCCCUUGUGGAGCCCCUGUACUGCUCAUUAUUGUCCCAGAAACACAGUUCCCCAGCCUGACAAACUGUGGCCUUCCUGUCAGGUAAUCUGUGAUCCAGGAAACACAGGAAGGAUCCACUCCCAUCUCUGUGAGCUUGUCUUUGAGUAUGGUGGGUUGGAUGGUGUUGAAUGCACUUGAAAAGUCGAAGAACAUGAUCCUCACAUAAACCCCAGGUUCCUCCAGAUGAGACAGGGCAUGGUGAAGCAUGUAGAGGACAGCAUCAUCCACUCCAAUGUGUUCUUUGUAAAAUUGAUUGGUUGAUUGAUUGAUUAAUUUGUAGUGGGAAAAGAAGUACAUGCAUUUAAAAUUACAAUAAAAAAUAGUCAGUCUUGAGAUAAAUUUUCUCAUUUUCUUUUGUACACAAAAGAGAAGCAUCGCUGUUUAUUUCAGUCUGUUUUAUAAGCUUCCUCACAGCAGCUUCAAGUUGACUUUAGCCUGAAUUCUAACCUGCUCAUCCUCUGUCUCUCUUUUCAGCUCUAUGACUCUCUUCCUGUGAUUCGUGGCCUGCCGCUGCCCUUCAACAAAAUUUUUAAGAAUGUUGAGGUACGUAAAAUUGCAGAUUCAAUCUAUGGUAAAAUAAAAAAUGACCUAUUGAAAAAAUAUUCUUGUUUUCCAGACUUGUUGGAAACUUGUGAAUGCUUUGAUAAACGAGCACAAGGAGACCAGAGUUCCCGGAGAACCACGAGACUUUCUGGACUGCUAUCUGGAUGAACUGGAUAAGGUGUGUGGUGAAUUUCUGUUUUCAGCCUGCUAGUUCAUGUGAGUGUUUGUGCUACUCCUCCUCUGAUAGCCAUCCCCUCUUCUUUAUACUUCUGCCUAUGAAGAGUGGAGUACAAUAAUUUCAGUUGUAGAACAAGCUUUUGUAAAUGAGGCUCAUGUGUCCUUUAGCAGCUGACAGGUUAGGAUGUGUCCUCUGGCAUUUACUAGAAAAUAAUACUUACACUGGGGAGCUGUUUCUGGCCUAUCAGUUAAAGACUACACCCCAUGUAUAGUGGCCAAGUUGUCCAUGUUUCAGCAGUCAUAGAUUAGACUCUCUGCCUUGACCCUUCAUUGCAUGUUUGCCCAGAUCUUUACUCCCAUCAUUUUCUAUUCCUCCUUCAUGAUUUUAUCAAAAAAGGCAAAAGAGCUCUAAAAAUCUACUUAAAAAGCCGCCCAUGUUGCUCCAUAUCCACUGAGCCUUUGUAUUACUCUACCAUUGGUUUGUUAUUUUUGUAAAUUGUGCAUUUUUUGCCAUGACCAAAGGACAGUUGCAUGAAAUUGCUGUACUCUUCUCAGAUGGAUGAAGAUGGUUCUACUUUUUCAGAAGAUCAGUUGAGUAUGUAUGCAAUAGAUCUUCAUUUUGCUGGGACUGACACAACUUCCAACACCCUGCUCACUGGUUUCCUCUACCUUUCAACAUACCCAGAAAUACAAGGUGAGUCUGCCACCGUCAUUGUGUUAUUUUUUCUUCUGCUGCCAAGGAAUUGAUAUUUUUCAUUAAAACAUGUUCUAACCUCUGAAAGGCAGAAAAACAACCUUGAAAAGAGCACAGUGCUCACCGAGAGUACACCUAAGAGCCUUUUUAGUACAUUAGCAUUCAGUCCAGCUGAACACACGUUAUAAGGAAUAGCCAUAGCUCAAGUAACCUAUAUUUCUCCACUAAAGUUUAUCCUUUUUUUAUCACUCUAGCCACAGUGUUGCUAAACUGCAGAGUUUAAUAAGUGAAUGUGACAUAUGGUUCAGUAACCCUUUGAGUGGUCAGAGGACUUAAGAAAGAGCUGCAAACAUAAUCUACAAACUAUGGUUUUCACAUGUGCCUCUUUGCUGUGAUGUGUCAAAAUGUGGUGUUGGCUAUUUGACCCUUACUUGUACCCACUGAGAGGUCACCAGGCUAGAAGAUUAUAUCUGUUUCAAAUCGACACUAUGGGCUGUAUUUUCGUGCUUCGCUGGCGACGUGGUGCAGGCGCGAUGUAAGUCAGGUCUGCUGACAAGGCGCUCCCAAGCACAAUUUGGUAUUUUGGUGAGCGGCGCAGCCGGCGUAAGUAUCCCCUCUCCCUAACUCAGCUCCUCCCAGCGGCGUAAGUCGUAGGGAGGGAAGAGAUAGGGCGUGGAGUGGGUUUAACACAGCCAAGACCUGCAUUGACCAUUAACAUCAGCUCCUCUCCUUGCCUUUAAAUUCGCCACCGGUGAGGCGUAUUACAAUUUUCGUGAAGUAGUCAAAGGGAUCAAGAGAUGUGUGAAGACAGCAAUGCCACACGAUGGCAACAGAAGGCAGCUCCUCAACAAGUGUCCCUGUAAACACUGCAGAGGGCGUCCUUCACACUGUCUCAUAUGAGCACAGAUGGAUUUGGUGUGUGUAAUGUUGGACCCACUGGUAAGAUAAACACCCUUUUCCACAAAUAAAGACACUCACAUAAAGUUAGAUACGGUUGUUUUUGUUUUCUUUCGGCUGCUUACUUCCUGCGUGAAUGAUAUUGAUCAGUUAUUUAACAGCUGCUCUUUUCAUACUGGCACAGAUAGAGAGGGUACAAAAAUAUUUUCCCUUUUCGUUAAAAAAAAUCUGCAGCUUUUGAACACAAUCAUUAAUUACAUUCUUCUUAAUUAAAUGUCACUGGAAUGAGAGACCAUACAUAACAAGGCAUGGUGCACUGGUCCUAGAUCACUCUAGAUAGGCUCGAUCAGACCAAUUAGUUGUGCCUUACAUGCAGCAUGCAAUUACACCAGCAACUUCCUCUAUAAAGUGGCCUCUGAUGAUACACCUCUCAGUAUGAAUGUACAGUAUUUUAUUUAUCUCUGCCCCCUCUCUUUAUUUUGUAUAUCUCAGAGCGCUGUCAGCAGGAGAUCGAUUCAGUGCUUGAGGGGAAGGAUCGUGCCAGUUUUGAAGACAGACACAGGAUGACGUUUUUACAGGUGAAUGAGGAUUUGUUUCCCUUUUUUACAUGGUCACAGAGGCCUGAAGCGCCACAUUUGUCAAAGCCUGAUACAAAUGUAACAAAGGUAGGAAAUGGGGUCAUUUUUAAGAGGUUGUCAUGAAUAAAUGUGGUCAGGUUUUGGAAUUUCUGUUGCCAUGGUUUUGGUACAUGGCUUGUGGGUUUCGCAUUGCAAUUGUACUUAGCUACUUUAAGGUGUUAGAGCUUUGAAAAACAUGCAUUUUUAUCUUCCGCAUGGAAUCAUAGAUGACAUGCAUGUAAUUUCUCUUUCUUUUCAUUUAGGCCGUGAUCCAUGAAAUACAGAGGGUAGCCAACACUGUACCCUUGAGUGUCUUCCACUGUACAACGGCAGACACAGUGCUCCUGGGAUAUACCAUUCCCAAGGUAAGACACAACUGAUUUUAGUUCAUGUUUCAUCAGGUUUUGGUUACAGGCUAGAUAUCUUUAAGUGCUGGUAAGACAAUUUCCCAUCAGUACCACACUUUCAUGAUGGAAUCAACAUGAGCAACACAAUUAGAACCUUGGAAAGUAAGACACAACUUACAAACAGGUUUUAGUGUGUUUUUGAUCUGGUUUUUCUGAUUUUGCUAAUUCUGAGUAAAUAAAUAUGGGCCCUAUCAUACAGUUGGAGCAGAACGUCUUGGUGUGCAGCACUUCACUGAACAUUUUUUUUUGCCAAGUUUGGUCAUUAAAUGAGAUGUUUAUGAAAACACAUGUUAUGAAAUUCAGUGAUCUGGUAUAUUAUAAAACAAUACAAAUAAUGUAUAAAGCUAAAUCACAUUUACUCCCAGUCAGUAUACAAAGGUGUUUUUCAACUCAAGUGACAAAGUAUAAUUUAAGAGAUGUCUGUAAAUUUACUGUACCAAGGGCAAAAAAAGAGGUUAAAAGAAGAUGCAUAUCUGUUGUAGGGGUUUCACUUUGGAAUAAUGCUCAUAUUAAUUUAAGAAUGUGUAGUACAUUUCUGAUUUUCAAAAGGAUGGUUUACAGUGCAAUCUUUAAGGGCUAUAAGUCUUCAUGAUUCUGUAAAGGUUUUUGUUACUUUCUAUUAUUGGUUCUUUAUGAGGAUUUAUUCUUGAUUUUUUGAAAAAGAGGAUAUGUUAGUGUUAUGAUUUGUUCUAUGAGUUUAUGAAAUUAGUAUUUUAUUUUGUAUUUUUUGUAUACGUAAAAAUUGUUGUUGGGUAGCUUAAUAUGUGCAUUUGAUAAAGAGGACAGGCUUAAAUAUAGUUUUAUGCUUCCGUCUGUGCCUUUUCAGUCACUUUCUUUAUGAUAUUGUUUGUAAAUGUAAAUAUUAAGCUGUAUUGUGUCUGUGACUGAAUAAAAAAUCUUCACUCUUCACUCACUCUUCAGAUGUGCUCAGGCUCAAAGUAGCAAAUUGCAAUUUAAAAACCCAGUUGGAAGUCUGACAUCAGUGAUGUAGUACUUUUCUACCAUUUAGGGGAUGCAUCGGUGAAAUGGUGAGAUAAUCCUAAGAGUUCAGAAUACUUAGUCCUUUGCUAUUUUACUCUCAAAGAGAGAUGCACAGGGUGCUCCCAAUCAUUUGAAAAUAUCCAGACUGCUGUCAAGGGAUAAAUCAGAAAUCUGCUGUGUCAAUAACAACAUGCCCACUUGCAGGACAAAGAGAAGACAAACCGAUUAGUUUGAUCCUUUUUGAUUCUCCUCAGGGUACGCUGAUCAUCCCUAACCUGGCUUCAGUACUUUGUGAGGAGGGACAGUGGAAAUUCCCUCAUGAGUUUAACCCUGAAAACUUCCUCAAUGACAAGGGAGAGUUUUUCAAACCGGAGGCCUUUGUACCUUUCUCUGCAGGUGUGUCAGCAUGCUAAGUAAACCACAGUCAAAGGCUUUUUAUGACCCAGAAUGUGGGACUUUUACAGACAAGUUUGGAACAAUCAAACUGUUGUAGAUGACUGUGUGUUCUCCUCUUAAUACCUCAGGUCCUCGCAUGUGUCUUGGUGAGAGUCUGGCUCGUAUGGAGCUUUUCCUCAUCCUGGUGACACUGCUCAGGAAGUUCAAGUUCAGCUGGCCUGAGGAUGCAGGGAAGGCGGACUACACACCAGUCUUUGGGAUCACUCAAACUCCCCAACCAUACAGCAUGAAAGUCCAACUAAGAACAAAACAACAGCAGGGUAUGCAGACACAGCAGAAACAGUCCAAGGCAAUUCAAUUUAAAAGAGAUGUUUAAAAUAUUACUACUUUUGAAUUAUUUUAAUUGAUCUCCAAAUGAUCUCCAUUGGGAAAAAAUACCAAACUGCAAAUGCUGGACUGAUGCAACUUCAGAAGCAAAUGCAGAAGUCGAAAUAGGAUGCAACAUUUAGGUUAUCGAAAACCCUAUAUGAAGCUUCAUUUGCUUUGUAUCCUAGCCCCUGGUUAAAGUUUGACUAUUAGAUGUGUUUUUGUCUGUUUUGGAUGCAUUGAGAAUAUUUUAGCAAAAAGAAACUGUCUUUUAUAUCUUGAAGACACUUUUUUAUACAGUCUUAGUGGCAUUCCUGUAAUACCUAAGCUGUUGCAUAUUUUUUUACUGUUUCUACCUUUUUAACACAUAAGAGGAACAAAAACAACCAAAAAUAAAAACAAUCACAAACAACACUGUUUCCAAAAUGGUACAACUUGCCAACACUUUCUUUUUUAUUUAAUCAGGAAUACUCGGGAACGCCUACCUAUGAUUUAACUUGACUGUAAUUAUGCACAGGUGUAGAUAUGUUGCUCUUGGAUGAGUGGAAUUGUUGCAUUUGAAUAAAGAUGAUUAUUACAAUACAAUAAAUGUUAUUAAACUAUGCACAAAAAUUACAACUUGUUUUAUGAAGCUACAGUAUAUCUUCAGUGUAGACAUACUGCAAACUGGCUAUGUACUUGUGUGUUUCAAAAACAAUAUCAGACCAGGAAAAAAUAGAAAUUCAAAAUACAAAUUCAAAAUUCAAACACUUUGUCCGAUUUUUUAAAGACAUUGAAGGAUGACUGUUUUAAAGGGAUAUUCCGGCGUAAAUUUAAGUAAUGGUCAAACACACCGUAACACCGAGUUCGACACCCCCUUGAGUGAAGAUUGUUGCUGACCGCUUGCUUCCUUAGUUAUACCAACUUUAGUAAUGACUGCAGAAUAGAAAUACACAGCAGUCUGAGGAGCCAUACACAAACCUCAACCAAAACGCCACAAAUAAUGUUCAGAACAGCACCUCACUUCAUCAACAGUACAUCUAGGGUCCCAGCCAUAGUACUAGCCACCAAACAUCUUUUUAACUUUGCCUGAUUACCUCCGCCAAGGAGGUUAUGUUUUCGGUAGCGUUUGUUUGUUUGUUUGUUUGUUUGUUGGUUUGUUUGUUGGUUUGUCUGUGAACAACUUUACGGAGAAAGUUACAGACGGAUUGACCUGAUAUUUUCACCGGAGGUGCGUCUCAGCUCCAGGAGGAUCCCAUUACAUUUUGGUGGUGAUCCGGAUCACCUUCUGGAUCCAGGAAUACAGGAGGGUGCACAAACCAAUUAACCGAGUGACUCUAAACAAUUUAUUGAGUGCAAAAUUAUACAGGGCACCCCAGACUCACCUAUACACGUUCACCUCCCACCGCAUCCUUAAAACACAGAGCACACAACUCAACCAGGCUUUGCAUCAGGAGAAAAAGGAAGAGGUUGUAAGAAACUGAUCCUCUUUUAGCUUUCACAGCCAAUCAGCAGUCAGCUUCUCCAUCUCCACCUCCCAAUCAGCAGCAGAGCAGAGUCUCUCAGGUGUGGCUGAAUCAACUACUUCCCCGGGGAAACAAGCAGGGAGGGGGAGACUGUGCAGGCAGGAAGAGAGGAAAAAUAACACAGCAGUCUGCUUCAUGCCUGGCAUGUCACGGAAGCGAUUAGGCAAUAGUUGAAGCCAGAUCUGGUCAAGAGUGUGAGUCUUGGUGUUUGGUUUUCUCCUUUAUCUUUAAUCCUAUAUAGCAAAGUACACCACAAGAGGAGGCGGGACUAAGGGCAGAGUUACGUAUUUAAAGCAAGCCUCUGAGUUUACCUUUUCAGUUUGAUCAAGCCUGUUUCACCAUGUUUGCUUCAAUCAUUCUGGUCUGGAUCUGCACUUUCUUCAUCAUCCUUCAACUAAGACCUCGGAGACCCAAGAAUUUUCCACCGGGUCCUCCUGUCCUGCCCAUGCUGGGAAAUACUUGGAACCUCAGUCUGGAGAACCCCAUAAAGUACUUUGAGAGGGUGAGUAACAGGCUGAUAUUGAUGGGAUUGCUCUUUGAUAUCUUAAACUGUUACUGCACAGCUGCGUUUACCACUUAAGGUGCAAGAAAGGUUUUGAAUACAACAUAACUGCUCUUGUGGUUGUUUUACUGCUUUACCUUAGAGGGAUUUCCAAACCGGCUCAACAACUUUACUUAAAGACUGGAAAGGAAACCCUUAAGCUGUUGUAGAAAGAUAUCAUGUGACGGCAGCUGAAGUCUUGGCAAAGAGCAGUGUGCAUCUAAGGACAAGGGUUACCACAAGGUUAAUGUAUAAAUGUGUGUAAUGUUUGCAGUCAUUUCUGUAUAAAAUCACAUGUUUUAUACAGAGAUGACUGUAAUUGAUCUUGGACUCUAUCUGUGUUUUCCUACACGCAUCCAAUACAUUGGCUUACACCAAGGUUGUGGAAGUGAGAUAUGUGAGAAGUGACAUAUUUAGGAUGCCAAUUCUCACUUUAGGUGACAGGGGUUUGUUUUAAUAUGCUCAGUGAAUCAUCACUGUUACUAUAACCUGUGUUCUGGAGUACAGGUUGGGAUGAGUAGAAGACCUACAAGAUAAAAAGUAGUGAUACCUAACAGUACAGAUGUAAGUGCAAACACAGUUUUACAACUACAAAAGUACCCCUAAGACCACAUGCCAUAUAUAAAUAAUCCUCACACCCCCGAGUGAAACAUAAUAAUGCAUCAGAUUUCAUAUAGCGCUUUAUCAGAGACCCUUAAAGCGAUUUACAUUGGAGACAUCAUUCAUUUGCUCACACAGUCACACUUUGGUGGUGGUAAACUACCUUAGUAGUCACAGCUGCCCUGGGGUAGACUGAAGGAAACGUGGCUGCCUCUCCGACCACCACCACUCACAAUCAUACACCAGUGGAGGACACACACUGGGAGCAAAGUGGGUUAAGUGUCUUGCCCAAGGACACAACAGACAGACUUGGGAUAGGGGGGAAUCGAACCACCAACUUUCCAGUUAUAGGACGACCGCUCUACCUCCUGAGCUACUGCCGCCCAUGGAGGAGAAUUUAAUAAAUAUCAGGUGUUUUGCACUGAAGCUGCCCCUUUUUAUGCUUUGUUGAUGCUUAAAGCUAUCUUACUGUUGUCAUUGUUCUGUUUUUAAUAUUUGUAUUUGCUGUUUCAAUAUUUUUCUUACACUUCUAUUAUCAUCUAUCCAGUGGUAAAUUUUGCUAGUUUGUUUAUUUUGCCUUUAAUCUAACACAUUUAUUGCCCAGUGUAUCUGCUUUUUAGUAUCUGUUUUUCUAUUUUGGCCACGCUGCAAGGCUGAGUAAUGUUAGAAAAUAAGGACUGAACUGAAAUAAAAUUAGACUUUCCCACCCAAAGAAAUACAAGUAUUUCAAACACUGACAUGACAGUCUUUUUAACUCCUAGCAAAAGAAGUCUUACGGGAAUGUCUUUAGUAUCUACUUCGGUCCCAAACCAGCUGUUGUCAUCAAUGGGAUGAAGGCCAUAAAGGCAGCAAUUGUGACCAAGGCCAGAGAUUUUGCCGGAAGACCCCAAGACCUGCUCAUCAAUGACAGUUCCAAUAGGAAAGGUAAAGACAAUCUGACCACCUGAGUCAGAAUCAAGGUCACUGCUGUUUUGUUUGUUUUGUUCUGUCACAACUUGAGUGACAACUUGUCUCAGAUUGCAUAACACAUUGACUACCCAUUACUCAAACUGAUCAAUAAAAAAAACAAAGACAGUGGCUAAGUGCAAUGUUUAAUCUUUAACUUCUGGCACCACAAAAAGUUGCAUGCUCACAGAGAAAUCUCCUGUUUAUCAGUACCUCAGUAACUUAAGACUUUGCAUGACACAUGAUCUUACUAUUCAUCCUGUGUUUAUUAUGUUGUUACUCAAAGCAGGUUGUACCAGUAUAUUUCCCACUUUGCACAAAAGACAGCAUUUUUUCUGCUCUUUCUUCUCUCUCCAGGGUCAAAGUGAGACCCAUUUUCCGCCUGAGAGUUUCAAGGCUUUUGAUUUUGUAUUUUAUUUUGUAAUUUCUUAUAACUAUCCCAUAGUAGUGACUCACCAUGGGUGUAUUUAUUUUAAGGUUGAGUUUCAGAGUUUUACAAGUCCCCUUCCAAAAAGAAAAAUGUUAAAGUGUACUUCAAGUAUAUUGUUUUUAAACUAAGUAUGCUCUCAGUUUACUUUUUGUGGACUUUAAAGGGAUAUACUUAACAAAGUUAAUGUUUAGUAUACUUGGCUUGUACUAACAAUUAUACUAAAAGUCUAAAUAUGUUUAACCUAUACUUAGACAUAAAAUUUGUUCAAGAUAUAAAAACGUAAAAAAAAAUAUAUAUAAAUUAAUUAAUUACAAUAAUAUAAAAUAAUUAAUUUAUCACAAUAAUAAUAAUAUAAAUUAAUUAAUUACAAUAAUAAUAAUAAUAAGUUGAUACAUAAAGGUAUGCUUGAGAGUGUACUUAUAUAAACUACAAAGGGACUGGAAGUUUAUUACUAGUUAAUUGGUUAUAGUUUACCAGUUAUAAAUAGUUAAAUAUUAAACAAAAACACGAGUAAUUAAAUGAUUUAAAAAUACAAUAUUUGAGAAAAUAAAUAAAUAACAUUAAAAUCUAUAUAAAACACCAAAUAAAAAAGUUAAUAAAAUCUCUUUAAAAGCCAGACUGAACAGAUAGGUCUUUAGUUUAUGUAGUUUAAGUGUCAAUAUUUUUAGCUCCUCUCAGAUCCUCUGGCAGCCUGAUUCAGAGUCUUUCAGCAUAAUGACUAAAAACAGCAUCAUCAAAUACUUUGGUCCUAUUCUGAGAAACCGUUAAAAGAGAAGAGCCAGAGGAUCUGGCAAGAAGUCCUGGUUCAUAAACUAAGAACAUUUCUGAGCUGUAGUCUGGUGCAAGGCCAUGCAGGGCCUUAUAAACCAGUUAAAGACCUUUUAAAAUCUAAAUGAAAACAGACAGACAAGGAAUGCAAAGAUUUCUUUAGUAGACCAGUGAGAAAAGCAUUGCAGUUGUCUAGCCUGCUAUAGUUGUAAAAGUGUGUCUUUCUGUAUUGCUUAGAGAGAGAAACAGCCGCACCUUAGAAAUGUCCUUUAGAUGGUAAAAUGCUGUUUUUUGUCACAGAGCGUACAUGUGGUCUAAAAUUAAAAUCAGAAACAAAUAAAACACCAAGAUUUCUUGCUGCUUGUCUAGGAUAAAGUCCGAGCUUAUUUAGUGUAGAGGCCAGUUUCUCUCUCUAAGCCUUUUAACCAAUGGCGGGUACUUCUGCUUUAUACUGGUUAAGCUGUAAAUAAUUUUGUGACAUUCAGGCUUUAAUAUCUUAAAGGCGGGUAAAAAGUGAGUGUAUUGGCCCAGUGUCAUCAGGAAUCACAACCAUGUAGAGCCGAGUGUCAUCAGUAUAGACUGUAUAUAGAAUGGACGCCGUCUGCCUCCUCGCUGGCUGAAGCCACUCCGAGAACAGCACCCUCUUGUGACGGGCUGCAGUAUAGGUCAUAAAUCCCGCCUCCUCCAGCAAUCCCCAUGGAGCUGUGAAAAAACUUUAGAAAUUAAUUACACAGAAUAUACAUUUUUCUUCCCCCUGCUUGCAAUGUUGGCAUGUGGUUAUUGCAAGACUGGUUUGUGCUCAAAUCCCCUUUUUUUCUGUACAGCUCCUUUUUUUAAAGUUAUUAGGGAGUUCAUGUUUUCUUUGAUUGACACCUGAUACAGCCUAUGGGCAUACAAAGAUUGCGUAGCUCACCGAGGGGAUACGCUAUUUGAGCCGAGCAUCAUCACAGCAAUUCUCCCACUGAAUGCGCACAAUGCAACUGCGCAAGUGCUGGUUCCAGGAAGUGGAGAAAAUCCUGGAAUUACUGAGAACAAUCAAAGAGAGAGCUUCAAAUCCGUAGUGACAGAAGGACAGAAGGCGGAGCCAAGUUUUCCAUAGUAUAUACAGUCUAUGGUACUCAACUAUGGAAAAAAAAUGCUGUGUCUCCUGAUGACACUGGCAAGGGUACCAUAUCAAAAAACUAAAUAGUAAUGGUCUUAUAAUCGAUCCAUGUGAUACCCAUCUUAAUGUGUCUAAAACCAAAGACAUGACUCUAGAUUUUAGAAAGAAUCCACCUGUCAAAGCUUUAACCUUUUGUUAAUGGCAAAGAGGUAGAGAUUGUAAGCCAGUACAAGUAUCUAGGCACCAUCCUGGAUGACAAACUUUCCUUUGAGACCAACUCAGAUGCCAUCUCCCGAAAGGCAAAUCAGAGAUUAUUUUAUCUGAGGAAACUGUCGGGUUGAGUCUAAAUGAUCUUGACUCUGUUUUUAAAACCAGAGCCACUCAGAGGGCAAAGGCCGUUCUGGCAAACCCUCUCCAUCCUCCUUAUGCUGAGUUUCAGCUUCUCCCGUUUAAGAGAAGGUACACUUUCACUUGCAAGGCUAAAUCAAAUAGGUACCUUAAAUCCUUUGUCCCAACAACCAUUGGCUUUUUAAACAAGCUGUAGGCAGGCGUGACGGAAAUGAUGCACCCUUAGUUUGUGCUGACUCUGUGUAUUUAUAUAUUUAUUGUAUUUGUGUGUGGUAUUGGAUGUAUGCAUUUCUGCAAUGUGAGGUACUGUAAGAAUGUGUGUUUUAACUUCUGUUGCAAACUGAAUUGCCCUUAGGGGACAAUAAAGAUUAUCAAAUCAAAUCAAACCCCACUAGUCACUUCAUAGUGUUAGGAGGAAUGAUCAUGAUCACCUGCAUAUGUGGUGGGUCCUCAAAUGAAAUCUACUGUUUGAACAUUACAGUCAAUUGAAAGCUACCUGAAUAAUUAGAGGGCUACUUACACCCACCCAUAGCUGGUGCUGCCUUCAUUAUCUAUUUACUGUCACAAUAAACCAGUCCUUGCAGCCCUACAGCUAGCCUGGCCCCAUGACCUUUAUCACAAACAUCACAGUGGAUGAUUUGUAAAGCUCGUAUUUACUGUGUAACUUCUCGUGCUGUAGGAGUGAUUAUGGCAGACUAUGGGCCCAGUUGGAAGGAGCAUCGUCGCUUUGCUCUGAUGACCCUGAGAAACUUUGGGAUGGGGAAAAAUUCGAUGGAAGACAGAAUUCAUGGAGAGUUACAGUUCGUCAUUAAGGCACUGGAAAAGAGCAACGGUAUGUCGUAAACAGGUUAACCCUACAACCUGAUAAAAGACUGAUCAGAAAUACCUCUGAGAGGCCAGUACUGUUUUGAUAUCCUCUAUCUCCUUACUUCUGUGUGUGAUUGUAUUGUUAGAUCCAUGUCGGAUAAAUGUGAUUUUCUCUGUGCCGUCCCAAACUAAAGACAUUAUAUCUCCUACAGGGAAAACCUUCAGUCCUCAGUUCAUGUUUCAUAAUGCAGCCUCCAACAUCAUCUGCCAGGUCCUAUUUGGUACACGUUAUGAGUACGAUGACGAGUUCAUCAAAGUGAUUGUUCGCUGCUUCACUGAGAAUGCUAAGAUAUCCAACGGACCGUGGGCUAUGGUGAGUUUAAGCAUGCCUGUUUUUAUUCUCUAACUUAGCCUUUUUAUAAGGUUGUUUUAGCAUUGAUAAAAAUUAGCUACAACCCUUCUUUUACCAAUAACAUAAUAAAUUUAAACAACAUGCUAAAAAUGAUGCUUCCCUCAAUUUGAAGUUAACUCAAUCAACCAGUCUGUUUAUAGAGCCAAUUCACAAUAAUCGUUAUCGUAACAUGUUUUAUUACUUACAAAGACAACUGUUCUAAAUAUAAGAGCUAAAAAAAAAUAAAAGCUCUUCAAAUUGUAAUGAUGGUACCCUAUGUGCAAUAGACAACAAAGUAAAAAGAGGCAUUUUUCACCGCAUCUGGAACAGCAGCGAUUUUUGCUGUCCGCCAAUUCCUACUGGAUCCGUUGGUGAGGUGAAUUUCAUGGCGGAUUAUGGGCAGCGGUAAUCGCGGGAACUCACAAGAAUCCGCAGAUUCACAUGCAAUUGUGCGAUAAAGAGUUGUCUCUGUAAAGACAGCUACAGAGGCUAACCAUAAAAGCAGUAGAUUGUGUCCCUCCAGAGGUGGAAAUCCACCUCUAGACUUCUAAAAUCAGCAUCCCCUCAUCCAUGGUGUCAUCGGGGUGAAAUGCUGUCUAUAAACCUUUCACUUCUUCGUCCCGCUUGUUUGUAUGAUGUGAAAUACGUUCCGCCUGAAACACGGAGUGUUUUAUUUUGAAAAGAAGCCGAAUGUUUUCUUUUGUGUCUUAGCCCAACUUCCUUUCAAGCACAGGUUAAUCUCAGUCUUACUCCUGAAAGUUUCCAGCAUAGUGAGGAGUAGAGUGUGCUUUCCUGUAAACCAGUGAAUGAGUAUAUUUGGAUGAGUGUUAAAGCACAACCCUAUGAUGCUCCUGCAUGCUGAUAACAGAGGAGCAAAAGAAAGAAGCUGUCGCUACCCCAAAAUGCAACAGACACUUAGCAUGGCAGCUUUAACUUUGUUAUUGCCCACAUUUUGCACUUUGCAAUCCUUCUUUGUAUUUAGUUUCAUUAUAUUCCAUUCAAAAUAGUUUCUUUUGUCAUCCAGUAUUAACUGUCAAUGCUUAUUUUUAACUAUGGCUACGUUCACACUGCAGGUUAUGAUGCACAAUUCGUAUUUUUUGUUAAAUCCGAUCUUUUUGUGCGGUCGUUCACAUUACAACAACACAUGCGGCAUCUAAUGUGAACAGAAUGCAUCUGUGAAGUGAUCUGGAUGUGCACAAAGCACAAAUUGCUUUCCGCGCCUGUUUGCGUUGUCGAACAAUGGUGACGUUUGUCGCAUAUUGAUGACAUAUAGGUUGGAUCAACGCGACCUGAGCGUCCGUUCUUCCAGUCCCCAAUAAGGAUAAGAAGCUUAAUGUAUCGUGUAUGCUUUGCCUGCUUUAUCAAAAAUGUUCAAAAACGGAGAACCAUAAAAUCAAGUCAGAACCAAGUUUUUUUCUACCCUUACACAGCUAUUUUUUACUGAUGUGCUCCCUUGUACUACUUGAAAUAAAUGUCCUCAGUUACAAUCGUCAGAACAAUUUAUGCUAAGAUGCAGAAACUGUAUUUGACUUGAAUCUAUUCUCAUGUUUUUCAGCUGUAUAACUCUCUUCCUAUAGUUCGAGGCUUACCGUUACCCUUCACCAAAUCAUUUAAGAAUUUACAGGUAUGUUAAUUUCAUUGUUGAGUCUAUUGUUAAAUAAUAUGAAACUAUGAAAAAGCAUGAAAUGAAUAAAUAUUGAAAUGAAUAUGAAAUGUAAAUCGGGGAAAAGCACUUAUAUAACAGAAAAAGCAUCUUGUGUGGGAAAAUUAACAUACAUUACAAAUACUAAUUUUGUUAUUCAGACCUGCCGGAAACUUGUGAAUGCUUUGAUAAAUGAGCACAAGGAGAGCAGAGUCCCUGGGGAACCACGAGACUUUGUUGACUGUUAUCUGGAUGAACUGGUUAAGGUGUGUGUUGCGUGUGUUUUUGUUUGUUUGUUUGUUUGUUUGUUUGUGUGUGCUGCUUGUCUCUGUUAAGUAUAGUUAAAUCAUGUCCUCCAAGACUCUGUAGCAUGCUAUGAAAUAUGAUUUCAGCCAGUUGGUUCACAGUAGUGUCUGUGCAUCGCACUCCAAACUCUGCCUCUGAUUUCUCUUUAAAAAAAAUGUUCUCCUCCAUUUGUAAGGACAAGGAUGCUUCUACAUUUUCAGAAGAUCAGUUGACUAUGUACACUUUAGAUCUUUACUUGGCUGGGACUGACACAACUUCCAACACCCUGCUUACUGCUUUCCUUUACCUUUCAACACACCCACACAUACAAGGUGAGUCUGCCACUGUCAUUGUUUUGUCUGCCAAUAAAUUUAGACUUUUCAACUGAAAACAUGUUGAAACAAGCCCACACCAACCAAGAAUAAACCUGACCAUUUGUUACUGCAAAUAUGGAAAGUUUUCUCAGUCUGGUUGAACAUUACGGCAGUAAAAACCACAGCAAUAGGUCAUACGACCUAUUUCUCCUUAAUCUCCAGGGCUCCCUCUACUGCUUGGCUGCAGCUUAACCCUUGUGUAACGCUGUGGCUAAAAUCAGCCAUUAGGGGCAGAAUUUAGCCACUAAUUCCCACGUAACUUUUUUUUUACUGCAGCAAAUGGGAUGAUUUUUUGUGCAGAUGCUUAUUUUGAUGAACACUUUAAGAAUAUGACUUCAAAAUUUUCACCAUGUCAAAAAUACACGCUGGGCAAAUUUUUGUUAACACUCAGUGGCUAAAAACAGCCACUAAGUUUGACUGCUGUAAAAACAUGUUGGGUUAAUAUUUUUUUCCAUUUUUUUUCCAUAUAUCUCUUAAUUAACUUCUGCUUUGAUCAAAACGAGUAAAUGUUUCAUCUAAAAACAUUUUUUUUAACCCUUUGGGGGUCCAUUCAAAACACAAUGUCACUAAUAAAAAUCAGUCAUUUUCCUCCCAUUUUUCCCCAAUAUAAGUGACUAUGUUUUAAAUGGGUCCUUAAAAGGUUAAAAUUUGGAUUCUUAAUGAAACAUUUACUAGUUUUGAAUAGAGCAGAAGUUAAUUAAGAGAUAUAUUUUUAAAAUCUGGAAAAAAUAUGAAUCCAAUAUGUUUUUACAGCAGUCAAUGUCAGUGGCUGUUAUCAGCCACUGGGCGUUAAGAAAGGAUGUAAAUCUAAGGGUUACACAGUCAUAAAUCCUGCCCUUUCAUGGUAACAAAUAUAACAUGGUUAAACUACAAACUUAAAACAUACAAAUCAAUUGUUUUCAUACUUGUGCUCUGUUAUCACAGUUCUCAUUAUGCUGAUUUUUUAAUUUUUAAUUAUUUAUUUGAUUUAAAACAUAUUACUGAUUGAAUGCUGGUUUCUGCAGCAUUCUUCUCGAGAUUAUUAGAAAGCAAAAGGACAGUGAGGGAAAAUGUAAGAAACAAACAAGAGUCUCUGAACUUUCUCGGGGGUGUAGUUUAUGCAGUCAGUGAUGUAAACGAGCAAGCUUACAGGCCAAAUAUAUGGGCCUGUGGAGAAUACAGACAUUAUAACUGAUUUUUUUGGCAGCUUGCCUACCUUAUCAAUGGUAGAAAUAAGUUUGAUAUUUCCUUUCUCUAAAAGCGCUUUCAGUUCAUUAUCAAUUGUUAUCACCUAAAGUGCCACAGAAGUGAGAGGCAAUAAAUAAUAACACAUGGUGCAUUGAUCACUUAAAGGGAUAUUCCAGCAUAAAUUUAGGUUAUGGUCAAACACACCGUAACCCAGAGUUAGACGUCCCCCGGAGAGAUGAAUGUUGCCAACUGCUUGCUUCUCUAGUUAUGCCAACUUUAGUAACGACCGCAGAAUAGCAAUACACAGCAAUCUGAGAAGCCAUAAACAAACCUCAACCAAAAGAGUGGCUUUUUGGUUGAGGUGUGCAUGUGGAGACUGUGUAUUGCUAUCGUGCGGUUGUUGCUGAAGUUGGUUCAACUAGAGAAGCAACAUUCAUCUUUCCAGGGGGUGUCUAACCCUGUGUUAUGGUGUAUUUGACCAUAACUUAAACUAGGACCCCGUUGGGGCACUGGCGGGCCCGAGCUGUGUCGCGUCCCCCCCCCAACGCGCUGCCUCCCCGUCCCAUUUGUGUCCUCUGGCCAUCGCCCUCUUUGGUAACGCCCAUCACUGCAAAGACCCUUUUCCUUCAUCGGCGUUUGCUGUUCUUCCUGCCAGUGCGUGUUGCUUUCACUUACACUUGCCACAGCCAGCCUCGUGAGUGCCUAGCCUAUUGGAUAUCACUGUCACCUACACAGGACAGUCAUUACCUUUCUAUUAAUACUUUGUUUUUUAAUUUCACAUUAAUUUCCAAAUUGUAUAAACGACUGGAAAAAACUUGAGCCCCUGCCUCUGUAUAAUCAUGUGCAUGUCUCUGUUCUAGCUCUAAGGUAAAUCUUCACUGCUCAUGUUCUCCUCAGAAGCAGUCACCUCACUCCCCUCAGGUUACUGUACACAUGCACCAACUGCCUGCUUCAGGUUUGGAUGGAGCUUCAUGGUUGUCUUUUGGAGAAAUGAACAGUCAAGUUGUGUUUGAAAUUUGAUUUUUUUCAGGGGCAAAAGGAGCCUCUGCAUUCUUGUCAAAUAUGUAAAUAGCAUGUUUUUGCAGGUGCUACAAACCAGACUCUGAGUGUGUGUGUGUGUGUGUGUGUGCGUGUGUGUGUGUGCGUUCAAGUCACAUGACAUAUUUAACCGGAUGUAGCUGCAAGACGGAGCCUCGUUGACUCUCCAUUUCAAUUUAUCUCAAAAGUGAGGACCUCAACCUAUAUACCAGUUUUUAAAUUGUGUUGAUAGGCCAAAUAAAACCAGAGUUAUGAUAAAUUAUGUCCGCGAUACUUUUUUUCUGCUUAUUUUGAUCACGUUCGGCGCUCGAUCGCGCUGUAUGAGACAGGAAAACAUAGCAUGCAGACAUUAGCGACAGGUCUUACAGGCGGAAAAGGCUUGCCAAAAGAAAAAAAAUACACACCACAACAUCUCUCCUAUUGGUGGAAAACUUCACCACAACAACCAAUCCAAAAUUAUAUGGUGACUGAUUGACAAGGGGCGGGAACUUACGUUCUUCCUGCAACAUGAGAAGGGAGGGAGGGACUCUCAGCAGGGAUGCAGUCUGGGACACGUAGUUGCAAACCUAGCGACUUUGUUGUUAGAUUCAAUGACUUUUCAGACCCCCUAACGACUUUUUUUUUAGAAAGAAAGGGACUUUUAUCGACUUCUUCUGGAGUUUAGAGACUCUGACAUGAAGCAGGCUUUCCUUACUGAGGAGUUAGCAACGCUGCUAAGGGUGCAGAGCCACACAUGCGCUCCGAGCUCUGCAUGGGAGACUGAAGCUGACAGAGCUGCAGCAGUUAGCAGGUUUCACCCUCAGAGACCACCAGGGGUUCAUGUUGAGGCAUUUUAAAUUUUUUUUUUUUUUUGCCAUAGACACUGUCAGCACAAUCUGCAGUUACACUAACAAAAAUGCUGCAAAAAACAAAGAAUUAUGGAAAAAUUACACAUGGACUGACAUAGAGGAGGAUCUACACAAGUUUUUUACAUCAUGUUUUACAUCAUGCAUCAUUUACAUCAUGUUUUUUUGUAGUGGCAUAAAUAAAAAGUGACAUUUGUGAGACUAUACAGUGUUUUGUAAAUGAUUUUACAAAGAACGCCUGGGCCAUUGCCUGCAUUUUGAUGUAAAUAGAGGUAAAUUACUAUGUUCUUUGUUAAAAAUUUGCAUAUGUUUUGAAGUUUACAAUUUUUAUUUGAAGUUUAAGUUUUAAAAACAGUUCAUCACACAUAUUUGUGUUUUAAUUUCACAUUAAUUUCCAUAUUGUAUAAAUGACUGGAAAAAACUUGAGCCCCUGCCCCUGUAUAAUCAUGUGCACGUCCCUGUUCUAGCUCCAAGGUGAAUCUUCACUGCUCAUGUUCUCCUCAGAAAUAGUCACCUCACUCCCCUCAGGUUACUGUACACAUGCACCAACUAUCUGCUUCAGGUUUGGAUGGAGCUUCAUGGUUGUCUUUUGGAGAAAUGAACAGUCAAGUUGUGUUUGAAAUCGGAUUUUUUUCAGGGGCAAAAGGAAGCCUCUGCAUUCUUGUCAAAUAUGUAAACAGCAUGUUUUUGCAGGUGCUAAAAAACAGACUCUGAGUGUGUGUGUGUGUGUGUGUGUGUGUGUGUGUGUGUGUGUGUGUGUGUGUGUGUGUGUGUGUAUCCUGCAGUACUCUGUACUCCUGCAGUGGCCAAAAAGACUUUUAAGAAUGUGGAUUUUUGGGUCAUCUUUGGCGCCCCCUAGAACUGCAGUACUCUGUACUCCUGCAGUGGCCAAAAUGACUUUUAAGAAUGUGGAUUUUUGGGUCAUCUUUGGUGCCCCCUAGAACGUAAACCGUGGGGUGCAGCGUCAUGAUUUUUACAACUUUGAAUGGGCAUGGGGUGUAGAUUGCCCUGAGCAAAUUUGGUAUCGGUGGGACGAAAGCCUUAGGAGGAGAUAGCCACAUUCCAAUGUGUGCGAAUCGGCAAAAAAUGCGAAAUAGCCCUUUAACCGUACAUUAUACAGAUACGCGCUUUUUGACUUUUUCGUAGAUCUAAUUGAGAUACACGUGAUUGUCAAUUUUUGUGUCAAUAUGACAAAGCGUUCAGGCAUGACACUCAACAAUGUGUAUUUUCAUGUAAGGGGACAAGAAAAAAUGGACUUUUUUCUCCUGCCAUGGGGGGGCGCUCUUUUAGGGAGUAAAAAUUCCUUCACAAAUGUGUUGAUGGCUGGACAUUGCAUCAUCCUAGAAAACUUGGAGGCCAGUGAGGACAAAAAUAAAAAGUUAUAAGACUUUUAAAAAUGUGGAUUUUUGGGUUAUCUUUGGCGCCCCCUAGAACAUAAACCGUGGGGUGCAGCGUCAUGAUUUGAAUAACUUUUAAUGGCCAUGGGGUGUAGAUUGGCCUGAGCAAAUGUGGUGCCGGUGGAACGAAAGCCUUCGGAGGAGUUAGCGAAAUUCCAAUGUGUGCGGAUCGGCAAAAAAUGCGAAAUAACCCUUUAACCGUACAUUUGACAGAUACGCCCGCACUGACUUUUUUGUAGAUCUUAUUGAGAUACAUGUGUGUGUCAAUUUUUGUGUCAUUUUGACAAAGCGUACAGGCGUGACAGUCAAUAGUGUGAAUUUUCACCUUAGGGGGCGCUAUGGAGCCAUUUUGCAUUUUCUUGUUUGGGCGACUUCGGAAUAUCAAAUUUUUCACCAGGCCCGGUCGUCCUGCCAAAUUUCAUGAGUUUUCGCCAGUGGGAAGUGGGCCAUUUUCCAGUUCAAAGGGGAGGAAAAAGAAAAAAGAAACAAAGAAAAACCACUUGGGGAAUAAUAGGGCUCUCGCAGCUGCUUAGCAGCUACGCUCGGGCCCUAAUUAUCGCUGGGAUAUCGCUUUAAGUGCCACAGAAGUGAAAGGCAUAAAUAAUAACAUAUGGUGCAUUGAUCACUUAAGGUAGACUAGAUUGAGCCAGUUGGAUCUGCCCCCAUGCAGUCACAGCAGUUACUCCCUCUUUAUAGCGGCUUCUGCUGUUAUACCUCUCAGAGUUUUAUUAACAGUGUUUUAUUCGUCUCUCUUUUUUGUGUGUCUCAGAGCGCUGUCAGCAGGAGAUAGACUCAGUGUUGGAGGGGAAGGAUCGUGUCACUUUUGAAGACAGACACAGUAUGACAUAUAUGCAGGUGAACCAUCAUUUCAUUUUUAUCCUACAUAGUUAUUUACGCCUGAAGAGCCAUAUUUAUUAAAACACAACAGUAAUCUGAGAAAAGCAGGGAAUGAUGAAUAAAUGUUUUUAGGUUUCUAAAGUCAUGCUGCCUUGUUUUUGGUGCAUUGCUGGCAGGGCUCACACUGCAACCUGACUAAUCUUAAAAAAAAAAAAAAACUUUUCUUUCUUUUCUGCCUGAAGUCAGGGAGUAAAAUUAUGGUUUUCACUCUAUAUAGGCUGUGAUCCAUGAAAUACAGAGAGUAGCCAGCACUGUUCCCCUGAGUGUUUUCCACUGUACAACUGCAGACACGGAGCUCAUGGGAUACUCCAUUCCCAAGGUAAGAUACAGCUGGUUUUAAUUCACGUUUGAUCAGGGUUUUCUUAUUUCCCUGAUUCUGAGUGGUAUAGGGGCUGUCAGUGGAAGUUUCAUUGUUCUUCAGUCUCUCAACAUUUAUGUGCCCAUGGUCUCAAAAUUGAGUGUGGUCAGGCACUGCUAUCAAAAAACUGGUCCAAGUCUAAAGUCGGUAGCUCUAAUUGCUGUUCUUCUUUUCUUAUCUUUUCUUUUCAGGGUACAUUGAUCAUCCCAAACCUGGCUUCAGUUUUAAAUGAGGAGGGACAGUGGAAAUUCCCUCAAGAGUUUAACCCUGAAAACUUCCUCACUGACAAGGGAGAGUUUUUCAAACCGGAGGCUUUCAUGCCUUUCUCUGGAGGUAUGUCAGCAUGAUAAAUGAACCAUUGUAAGAUCUUUAUUGUGACUAAAGAACCUGUGACUUUCACAGACAAGUUGGGAUCAAUCAAACUGUUAUAGAUGACUUUGCAUUCCCCAGGUCCUCGUGUAUGUCUUGGUGAGACUCUGGCUCGUAUGGAGCUUUUCCUCAUCCUGGUGACACUGCUCAGGAAGUUUAAGUUCAGCUGGCCUGAGGAUGCAGGAGAGCCAGAUUACACACUGGUCUUUGGAGCCACCCAGACUCCCCAAAGAUACAACUUAAAAGUGCAACUAAGGGCAGAACAAUAG